This is a messenger RNA of Anoplopoma fimbria (sablefish), 1225 nucleotides long. RefSeq names its product aquaporin FA-CHIP-like. The transcript has 4 exons. NCBI's taxonomy places the organism in Eukaryota, Metazoa, Chordata, Actinopteri, Perciformes, Anoplopomatidae. The record is from RefSeq and is a predicted model, not a curated record. Gene Ontology annotation, cellular component: membrane. Gene Ontology annotation, biological process: carbon dioxide transmembrane transport; renal water transport; hyperosmotic response. The coding region runs from base 62 to 835 and encodes 257 amino acids. Gene Ontology annotation, molecular function: carbon dioxide transmembrane transporter activity; glycerol transmembrane transporter activity; water channel activity.
CUGUUGUUUUUGAGUACACAGGCGUUUCAGAGCUCAAACCCACAGCCACACUGCCACCACCAUGAGAGAGUUCAAGAGCAAAGACUUCUGGAGGGCCGUUCUGGCCGAACUGGUCGGCAUGACCCUUUUCAUUUUCCUCAGCAUCUCUGCAGCUAUUGGGACCAAGAACACCCAGGAGGUGAAGGUGUCGCUGACCUUCGGACUGGCCAUCGCCACGCUGGCCCAGAGUUUAGGCCACAUCAGUGGAGCCCACCUGAAUCCUGCAGUUACCUUCGGGAUGCUCGCCAGCUGCCAGAUCAGCUUGUUCAAGGCGGUGAUGUACAUUGUGGCCCAGAUGCUGGGUUCAGCUCUGGCCAGUGGCAUCGUGUAUGGGACACGUCCAGGUGACACUAAAGUACUGGGGCUCAACUCUCUCAACGGUGUCACUCCCAGCCAAGGCGUUGGCAUAGAGCUCCUGGCAACCUUCCAGCUGGUGCUGUGUGUCAUUGCAGUCACUGAUAAAAGGCGGCGUGAUGUCACCGGUUCAGCACCCUUGGCCAUUGGCCUCUCGGUCUGCCUGGGACACUUGGCAGCUAUCAGCUACACAGGCUGUGGCAUCAAUCCCGCUCGCUCCUUUGGUCCGGCUUUGAUCCUGAACGAUUUCACAAACCACUGGGUGUACUGGGUGGGGCCGAUGUGUGGUGGUUUGGCUGCAGCUCUCAUUUACGAUUUCCUGCUGUCGCCCAAAUACGACAACUUCCCUGAGCGCAUGAAGGUCCUGGUCAGCGGCCCAGUGGGCGACUACGACGUCAACGGAGGCAACGACAACGCGACUGUGGAGAUGACGUCGAAAUAGUCCCAUACAGCCAAGACCACUUUCAUUGUACAUGUUUAUGCUCCUGUAAAAAAAAAGCUAUUGAAUUUAUUUAGUGUAGGAUCUCAGUGUUUUUGUGCUAUUUUGUAAUACCUUUGAGGAUUUUUGGCGUCCCUCUUAAGUAGAAUUCACUCCUUUUGUUCGACCCCUAGACAAGCUGCUCAAGCCAACAAGUCAAGGAUGUGAGAAGCUUCACAAAGCAGUGGGCUGAAAUGUUUUCCAAUAUCAGUAUUCUUAUGACAAGCCAUUUUCUUUUUUUUGUAUACCCUAUGUGUCUAUUUCACUUUUUUAUUUCUGAUGUAUAAUGUUUUGUGUGUACACUCUUGAAAUGUCUCUCACUUUUUUAAGUAAAUAAAACACUUGUUGUUAACA